Molecule: messenger RNA, 1587 nt
Organism: Ustilaginoidea virens
Lineage: Eukaryota; Fungi; Ascomycota; Sordariomycetes; Hypocreales; Clavicipitaceae
Exons: 3
Coding region: 1-1587 (528 amino acids)
Molecular function (GO): oxidoreductase activity, acting on paired donors, with incorporation or reduction of molecular oxygen; heme binding; iron ion binding
Source: RefSeq, a predicted model, not a curated record
AUGGCCUUUAGCUCGGGACCGCUGUGGACGUAUCUGGGGUGGCUGUCUGGUGCUGGAGCGCUCUACAUUUUCAGCCUCGUCAUCUACAGAGUCUUCUUCCACCCUCUGGCAAAGUAUCCCGGUCCUUUCCUGGCCAAGAUCAGCGAUGCGUAUCAGCUCUACCACGCCUACAAAGGUGACCGUCACCUCGAGUUCUGGCGUAUGCAUCAGAGAUACGGCAAGGUUGUCCGAUUCGGGCCCAACUCCCUCUCCUUCAACUCGAACCAGUCUCUCAAGGAAAUCUACGGCUUCCGCUCCAAUGUGCGCAAGGCCGAGUUCUACGAUGCUUUUGUUCACCCGGCCGCCAACACCCACAAUACCCGCGACAAGGACGUUCACGCCCGCAAGCGGCGUGUCCUCUCUCACGCCUUUUCCGACAGCGCCAUGAAGGAGAUGCAGCGCUACAUCCUGGGCAAUGUCCGGACCUUCUGCCAGCAAAUCGGCCUGAAUGACGGCCCCGUCGACGCUAAGGGUUGGACGAAACCCCGCAACAUGAGCGACUGGUGCAACUAUCUCGCCAUGGACAUCCUCGGCGAUCUCAGCUUCGGAAAGGCCUUCCACAUGCUCGAGAAGCCCGACAACCGAUUUGCUCUGGAACUCGUCGAAGCUGCCACCACCAGACAUCUCAUCUGCGGGACCAUGCCCAUUGUCGACAAGCUAAAGAUUGACAAGUUCUUGUUCCCCAAGCUGGCAGCCGGCCGCGCGAGGUACAUGGCUUACAGCAAGGGCCAGCUCACGGAGCGCACCAAGCUCGGCGCCGAGGCCGACCGCCGAGACUUCUUCUACUACCUGCUCAAGGCCCGCGAUCCCGAAACCGGCCAGGGAUUCAGCACUCCCGAGCUCUGGGGCGAGUCCAACUUGCUUAUCAUCGCCGGUUCCGACACCACUUCGACCGCCAUGGCCUCGACGCUGUUCUACCUUGUCCGCAACCCUCACGCCCUAAGACGGGUUACCGAGGAAAUCCGUAGCAAGUUCGACGACGUCGAGGAGAUUGUCCACGGGCAUCUCCUGGGCUCUUGCACCUACCUGCGCGCCUGUGUCGACGAGGCCAUGCGACUCUCACCCUCUGUCGGAGGCAUCCUCCCUCGCGAGAUCCUUGCAGGAGGCAUGACCAUUGACGGCCACACUCUUCCUCAGGGCACCGUAGUCGGCACCCCGCACUACACCAUCCACCACAACGAGGCCUACUAUCCUUUACCUUAUGGUUACGCUCCUGAGCGUUGGCUCCGCGGCGAAGUGAACCCCCUGAACGGCAAGACGGUGACGGAAGACGACGUCGCCCUGGCCCACAGCGCCUUUUGCCCCUUUUCCAUUGGGCCCCGUGGCUGCAUCGGCAAGGGCCUCGCCUAUGUUGAGAUGACCACAACCCUGGCUCGUACCAUCUACCUCUACGAUCUCCGAAGGGCGGUUGGUGUCGUUGAUCCUGGCGAGGGUCGCGCUGAUCUCGAGUGGGGACGUCACCGUGAGACCGAGUUCCAGCUGGUUGAUACGUUUACGAGCGCCAAGAAGGGUCCCAUGGUUGAGUUCAGGAGGGCUCAGAAAACUUGA